Molecule: messenger RNA, 1389 nt
Organism: Musca domestica (house fly)
Lineage: Eukaryota; Metazoa; Arthropoda; Insecta; Diptera; Muscidae
Gene: Gnpnat
Product: probable glucosamine 6-phosphate N-acetyltransferase
Exons: 5
Coding region: 125-838 (237 amino acids)
Biological process (GO): UDP-N-acetylglucosamine biosynthetic process
Cellular component (GO): endoplasmic reticulum-Golgi intermediate compartment; endoplasmic reticulum; Golgi apparatus
Molecular function (GO): monosaccharide binding; glucosamine 6-phosphate N-acetyltransferase activity
Source: RefSeq, a predicted model, not a curated record
GUUUGUUGAUAUCAGCUUGUUUUUAGGUAGAAGUAGACGAGUUUCGUUUGUGGCUACGUUGACAUCUUUUUUCGGUUUGUAGAGUGCAAUAUUAAAUUUAAAUAUACUGAAAUUUGUUUUGAAAAUGGUUGGAGUUUUGCAGACGGAGACAUAUCUCUAUGAUCCGGAUUUGUUACUAAAGUUGGAUUUCCACCAAAGCCCAGCCAAGUUCAAUCCAUUUAUUUCGGCAGCAUGUCCUGGUGAGACUUGGUUGAAGGUCAGGCCCUUGAAAGAUGGUGAUUAUGAUCGCGGCUUCCUGCAAUUGUUGUCGCAAUUAACACAUGUUGGACCAGUUUCAAGGACACUGUUUUUGACCCGCUUUUCCCAAAUGAAAGCCAGUGGCGAUUACUUUGUUACUGUAAUUGAGGAUACGCGCAAAAAUGAGAUUAUUGGUGCCGCUUCAUUAGUUAUUGAACGUAAAUUCAUUCACAAUUGUGCUAUUCGUGGGCGUUUGGAAGAUGUGGUUGUUAAUGACACCUAUCGCGGCAAACAAUUGGGAAAACUAAUUGUUGUAACCGUUUCACUGUUGGCCCAAUAUUUGGGUUGCUACAAAAUGUCGUUGGAUUGCAAGGAUAAACUGAUUAAAUUUUACGAGUCAUUGGGUUAUGUUCUUAUACCAGGCAAUUCCAAUUCGAUGACAAUACGUUAUGAUGAAUCUCCAGCUGUUAAAAAUAAUUUGACAGCAUUCAAGCGGCCAACUCCCUUAGCUAAUACACCAACAGCUGUCAAUGUUGCCGCUGGUGUUACGGCCGAUGCUGGAGAUAAUUGCCAAACAGUGAGCCUUGAAUUUAACUCUUGACAAUUAGCCGCCAGUACUGCCACUAAAUCGAAACUAUAAAUUUUUGUUUUCUUUAGCAAACCAAGCAAACAAUUUAAAAGGGACAUGGCUUAAAGAUAUUGCUUUAUUGCCAAACAACCUAGUCCUUUUUUUCCUGUAAUAAUUAAAGAAAACAAAAAUUUAUGUUUAGAUUUCUCAAAGUCUUGUUAGAGAAGAUAUAUUUUCCAAUAUAUUUUCGGCUUUGAGGGCAGUUCUGGCACCCAGUAGUAGGUUGCUUGGCUUGUAGUUGAAGACAACGUCCAAGCAUUUCUAUUCCCAAGUGCUCAUGUACUUACAUUAAAUCGCUAUCACAUUCUUCCAAAUCUCUACAUUUGUUACAUGUUUUAAUCUGUUGUUUUUAUUUGUGUAUCUUUUUUCUUCUUUUGAUGCCUUCCGAAGGUAGUAUGUAUAUUGCCGUUUAAAAGUACAUUUAUCAAUUAAAAAUUAUAUACAAAAAUAUCUAUCUUUUAAUUUGCAAAAAUCUUUUGGAUUUGUCUUAAUAAAUGUUUACUGAAAAUAUAUAUAAAAAAUAA